Molecule: messenger RNA, 675 nt
Organism: Telopea speciosissima
Lineage: Eukaryota; Viridiplantae; Streptophyta; Magnoliopsida; Proteales; Proteaceae
Product: protein FAR1-RELATED SEQUENCE 5-like
Exons: 2
Coding region: 1-675 (224 amino acids)
Molecular function (GO): zinc ion binding
Source: RefSeq, a predicted model, not a curated record
AUGGAAGUACACGGUCAAAAGCAAAAAUAUUUGGUGGGUCCCUUUGAUGUUCCCGAUGAGUAUAAGUGUGAAGUUAGGUAUGACCUUGAUGCCGAUGUUGUCACUUGUAGCUGUAAAUUGUUUGAGUUUAUGGGUUUGUUAUGCAAGCACAUCCUGCGAGUCUUCCAUAAGACGGACCUCAAGGAGAUACCUUCCCAAUAUCUCCUAAAACGGUGGACCAUGGAUGCAAGGCAUUAUUUGUCGAGUCACAAAGAAGUAAGUGAUGGAGGAUUUGGAUCAGUAACAAGUAUGUGGGCUUUCCAAGAUGCUGUUAGGCGUUUGAUAGCCACAAUCAGUGGUUCACAAGAGGCAUGUGAUUCUGCUACGGUUGCGUUGGGGAUUGUGAAUCAAAAAAUCUUACAAGCAAUGGGUGAAUCCAACUCACAAACUUUUGGUGUUGACCCACAACCCUCUGCCAAUGCUACACAUGACCUCUAUCGUAAUCUCCAUAUUCCUAUGGAUGUGGUCGCAAAGGGUCAGCCUAAUGAAAGUCGUAGUAAACAUCCAAUGGAGAUGACAAGUGGAAGGAAGAAUAGAUGUGGCAACUGUAAGGAGUUAGGGCAUAACAAGUCCACUUGUAAGAAGGUAGUAUCAGCGUCGGCAAAUGAUUUCAACAGCCCGUACAAUGAAGAAUAG